Messenger RNA from Microdochium trichocladiopsis, 1734 nucleotides. RefSeq names its product general substrate transporter. NCBI's taxonomy places the organism in Eukaryota, Fungi, Ascomycota, Sordariomycetes, Xylariales, Microdochiaceae. Gene Ontology annotation, cellular component: membrane. The record is from RefSeq and is a predicted model, not a curated record. Gene Ontology annotation, biological process: carbohydrate transport; transmembrane transport. The coding region runs from base 1 to 1734 and encodes 577 amino acids. The transcript has 12 exons. Gene Ontology annotation, molecular function: carbohydrate:proton symporter activity.
AUGGCGGGAGGUGCUGAUACCGGCGCGAGCAUGUACGAUGCCGCCCUUCAUCGCCGUCAGGCUUUGAUGGGUGCCAGCGGUGCCCGUGCGCUCGUCAAGAACUGGAAGGUCUUCCGCAUCGCCAUGUUUGCCUGUAUUGGCGGCGUGCUCUACGGAUACAACCAAGGAAUGUUUUCUGGUCUUCUCGCCAUGCCAUCCUUCAAGGAGCACAUGGGCGAGUAUGACCCCUUUGAUGACACUGCGGACCAGACCAAGAAGGGCUGGCUCACCGCCAUCCUCGAGCUUGGUGCCUGGGUCGGUGCUCUGUCGUCUUCCUUCAUCGCCGAGGUGCUCUCCCGCAAAUAUGGUAUCAUCAUUGCCACCGCCGUCUUCAUCUUUGGUGUCAUCAUCCAGACCACUGCUAUCGCUGGCCCCGGACCAAAUGCCACGCUCGCUGGUCGCUUCAUCACGGGUAUGGGAGUUGGCAGUGUGUCCAUGAUUGUGCCUAUCUACGCAUCAGAGAUUGCCCCUCCAGAAGUUCGUGGUGCUCUGGUCGCUACGCAGCAGCUUGCAAUUACCUUUGGUAUCAUGGUCAGCUUCUGGAUUGACUACGGCACGAACUACAUUGGCGGCACUGAGCGCGGCCACCAGACUGAUGGCGCUUGGAUGGUCCCUACCUGUCUCCAGCUCGGCCCAGCCAUCGUUCUGCUAGUCGGAAUGAUCUUUAUGCCCUUCUCGCCCCGUUGGCUGCUCAAGCACGGCCGCGAGGCCGAGUCUCGCAAGGUCCUCGCGUCCCUCCGCAACCUCGCGGAAGACCACGAGCUUGUCGAGCUUGAAUUCCUCGAGAUCAAGGCUCAGGCUUUCUUCGAGAAGCGCACCGCGGCCGAGAAAUUCCCCGGUCUGGCAGAGCCGACCGCCUGGAACCAGUUCAAGCUGGAGCUGCUGUCGAUCAAGUCCCUCUUCCAGACCAAGGCCAUGUUCAAGCGAGUUGUGGCCGCAACAGUGACCAUGUUCUUCCAGCAAUGGACUGGCAUCAAUGCCGUGCUCUACUACGCCCCACAAAUCUUCCAACAGCUCGGCCUUACCGGCAACACGAUCUCUCUUCUUGCCACCGGUGUUGUCGGCAUCGUCAUGUUCCUCGCCACCAUCCCUGCAGUUCUCUGGAUCGACCGAGUCGGCCGCAAACCGGUCCUCGCCAUCGGUGCUUUGGGCAUGGCACUCUGCCAUUUUAUCAUUGCAGUUCUUCUCGCCAAGAAUGAGCAUCAGUGGGCUACACAGCCUGCUGCUGGUUGGGCUGCCUGCGUGAUGGUCUGGCUUUUUGUCAUUCAUUUCGGCUACAGUUGGGGGCCGUGCGCUUGGAUCAUAGUCGCGGAGAUCUGGCCCCUGAGCUCCCGAUCGUACGGUGUCGCCCUCGGCGCGUCCAGCAACUGGAUGAACAACUUCAUUGUUGGACAGGUUACCCCUAUCAUGUUGCAAGGCAUUACCUACGGCACAUACAUCCUGUUCGGCCUCCUGACCACCCUCGGCGCCGCGUUUGUGUGGUUCUUCCUGCCUGAGACGAAGCGCCUCACGCUCGAGGAGAUGGACGUCGUCUUUGGCAGCCAGGGCACCGCGCAGGCCGACUUUGAGCGCAUGGCCGAGAUCAACGAGGAGAUUGGCCUGACCCGCUUCCUCAACACCAAUGUCCCCUCUGGCGGCCGUGACGUCACCUCGAUCGAGAAGUCGCAUGUUCAGGAGAAGGAGGAUUCCAGCUAG